Molecule: messenger RNA, 3108 nt
Organism: Diplodia corticola
Lineage: Eukaryota; Fungi; Ascomycota; Dothideomycetes; Botryosphaeriales; Botryosphaeriaceae
Product: t-complex protein 1 subunit eta
Exons: 9
Coding region: 1-3108 (1035 amino acids)
Biological process (GO): protein folding
Cellular component (GO): chaperonin-containing T-complex
Molecular function (GO): ATP hydrolysis activity; ATP-dependent protein folding chaperone; ATP binding
Source: RefSeq, a predicted model, not a curated record
AUGUCAACAACCAAUCGCCCCGACACCGCCACCAGCGGCGAGGCGGAAAAACAGUCACCACCACGCGAUCCGUCGUACGAAAGCAGUAGCAUGCAGCACACCUCCACCAGAGAUGUCGAGAAAGGAGACCCCACGGUCCCUGCUUAUGACGGCGAAACGAAGAGGAGGCGCCGCUCGUCAGCGUCGGUGAUGGUGGGGAGGAGCGAUCCGUUCGGAGACGAGACGAAUGCGGAGGUCAAGUACCGAACCAUGUCGUGGUGGCACGCUUCGAUGAUCAUGAUCGCGGAGACCAUUUCCCUGGGCAUUCUCAGUCUGCCCUCUGUACUGGCCGCGAUUGGGAUUGUCCCAGGUGUGAUAUUGAUCGCGGGACUGGGAAUUCUGGCGACGUACACGGGGUACACGAUUCAUCAGUUCAAGAUGGCGUAUCCGCACGUGCACAAUAUGGCGGAUGUUGGCGAGGUUCUGUUCUCCUCCUGCGGCCCAACUGCUGCUGCCAUUGGCCGUGAAACACUGGGAGCAGCGCAGACCAUCUUCCUGAUAUUCAGUAUGGGCAGCCACAUUCUGACAUUUACCAUCGCAAUGAACGCCAUCACCGUCCACGUAACCUGCACCUUGGUUUGGGGCGUAGUCGGCUUGGUCGUGCUAUGGUUCUGCACGCUCCCACGGACACUGAAGAAAGUGUCGUACCUCUCCAUCGCCUCCUUCAUCUCCAUCGGCGCCGCCGUAAUCAUCACCAUGGCCGGCGUAGGCGCCUCCCCACCCGACCCGCACGUCGACCCCACAAUCAAGACAUCGCUCGCCUCGGCCUUCCUCUCAACCACCAACAUCGUCUUUGCGUACGCCGGCCAUGUCGCCUUCUUCACCUUCAUCUCGGAGCUCAAAGACCCCCGCGAGUUCCCAAAGGCGCUCUUCACCCUCCAGGCCGCCGACACGAGCAUGUAUAUCAUCGUCGCCGUCGUCGUCUACCGCUACUCGGGCCCGGACGUCGCGAGUCCCGCGCUCGGGUCCACGGGGAACGUCGUCAAACGCGUCGCGUACGGCAUCGCGCUGCCGACCAUCGUCAUCGCGGGUGUCAUCUACGGCCAUGUCGCGGCCAAGUAUAUAUAUAUUCGCGCCUUCAAGGGGUCCAGGCACAUGCAUAGUCGCACUUGGCUGGGUUUUGGUGGUUGGGCGGCUAUCACGUUGGUCAUUUGGGUCGUGGCGUGGGUUAUUGCGGAGAGCAUUCCGAACUUUAACACUCUGCUGGGGCUUAUUAGUAGUAUUUUUGCCAGUUGGUUCACGUAUGGGCUCAGCGGGAUCUUCUGGCUGUUUAUCAAUUGGGACGGCAGUGGGAAGAAGGGGAUGGCUGGGUGGUUUGCGGGUGGUAAGAAGAGCGCGCUGGCCGUGUUGAAUUUGACAAUUGUGGCGAUCGGCGCGGCCAUCAUGGGGUUGGGGUUGUAUGCCUCGGGCAAGGCGAUUAAUGAGGAGAGUGGGAGCGGGAGCACCGACCAGUCACAGGGCCGCGGCCAGAUAAUAUCCAACAUCAACGCCUGUCUCGCCGUGCAGGAAACCAUCAAGAGCACCCUUGGACCCUACGGCGGCGACCUGCUGCUCGUCGACGAGAAUGGCAAGCAGACGAUCACCAACGACGGCGCCACUGUCAUGAAGCUGCUCGACAUUGUACACCCCGCUGCCCGCAUCCUGACCGACAUUGCCCGCUCCCAGGACGCCGAGGUGGGUGACGGCACCACCUCCGUCGUCGUCCUGGCUGGUGAGGUGCUCAAGGAGAUCAAGGAUUUCGUUGAGCAGGGCGUGAGCAGCCAGACCAUCAUCAAGGGCCUGCGCCGCGCCUCCCAGAUGGCCGUCAACAAGAUCAAGGAGAUCGCCGUCAACACCACCGAGGCCAACCAGCGCGACACUCUGCAGAAGCUGGCUGCUACUGCCAUGAGCAGCAAGCUCAUCCACCGGAACGCCGAUUUCUUCACCAAGUUGGUCGUCGACGCCGUGCUCACUCUUGACCAAGACGACCUCAACGAGAAUCUCAUCGGCAUGAAGAAGGUCACUGGUGGUGCCCUGCAGGAUUCUCUUUUCGUCAACGGUGUCGCCUUCAAAAAGACCUUCUCCUACGCCGGUUUCGAGCAGCAACCCAAGUCUUUCAAGGACCCCAAGAUUGUCUGCCUGAACGUCGAGUUGGAGCUGAAGGCCGAGAAGGACAAUGCCGAGGUCCGGGUGGAGCAGGUUUCGGAAUACCAGGCUAUCGUCGACGCUGAGUGGCAGAUCAUCUUCAACAAGAUGGAGGCCCUGCACAAGACCGGCGCUAAGAUUGUGCUGAGCAAGCUCCCCAUUGGUGACUUGGCAACACAAUACUUUGCCGAUCGCGAUAUCUUCUGCGCUGGCCGCGUCGCCUCGGGCGAUAUGGAGCGUGUGUGCAAGGCGACCGGUGCGUCGAUCCAGUCGACGUGCUCUGACAUUCGGGAGGAGUACCUUGGUACCUGCGAGAAAUUCGAGGAGAGGCAGAUCGGUAACGAGCGCUUCAACUUCUUCGAGGGCUGCCCUGCUGCGAAGACUUGCACGCUGGUGCUUCGUGGUGGUGCUGAGCAGUUCAUUGCCGAGGUUGAGCGUUCGCUGCACGAUGCAAUCAUGAUCGUCAAGCGCGCGAUCAAGCACCAGAGCAUCGUCGCUGGUGGUGGUGCCUGCGAGAUGGAAGUCUCGGCAUACCUGCACGCCUUCGCGGACAAGAACGUCCCGCACAAACAGCAGGGCAUCAUCAAGGCCUUUGCCAAGGCCCUCGAGGUCGUCCCGCGCCAGCUCUGCGACAACGCUGGCUUCGACGCUACCGACAUUCUCAACCGCCUGCGCGUCGAGCACCGCAAGGGCAGCAUCUGGGCCGGUGUCGACUUCAUCAACGAGGGCAUCGCCGACAACAUGGAGCACUUCGUCUGGGAGCCCGCCCUGGUCAAGGUCAACGCCAUCCAGGCCGCCAUCGAGGCCGCCUGCCUGAUUCUCAGCGUCGACGAGACCAUCAAGAACCAAGAAUCCCAACAGCCUCAGGCUCCCCAGCGGGGUCUGCCGCCGGGUGCCGCCCAGCGGGCGCUCCGUGGCCGUGGCCGGGGCAUGCCGAGGCGGUAA